AGCCAUGGCAACGACAAACCCGAGAUUCCGUCUUCGACAUUUCAUUUAACGAGCCGCAUUUUUCUCCAUAUACACCAAUCCCCCCACUUAGUUUGAUUUGUUUUACAAAUAAAAGUGUACAAUAAACCUUAUUUUAUCGAAGAAAUAUGUCACCAUGGUAACACUGUUUCUUCGCGGUUGUUUACAUGCCGUCGACUGACACACGAUGACGUAAACGGUCUUUUAGAUGCCUCACGUUCGAAAAAGUGGUGCGCAGUCAAGAAACUUUUAAAAUUAAAGUCAACCAAAUAAUAACAAGAGCAAUAUGUCGGAUAUAUUGUGCAAUUGGCUCAACGAGGAGGUUCGGUUGUCAAAAGUCAUCGAACCAAAGAACUUUGCGAAGGAUUUCUCCAAUGGUUACCUAAUUGGAGAAGUGCUACAUAAAUACCAAAUGCUUAAUGAUGUUAGCAACCUAAUGAAAACAGACACCUCCACGUCCAGACUGAAUAAUUUCACUCGCCUCCAGCCAACUCUCCAUCGGUUGGGCAUCUCCUUUGACCUAAACACAGCUCAGGGACUGAUUCAAGAGAAGCCUGGUGCUGCCACACAUCUUCUUUAUCAACUCUACGUCACGCUAGAAAAGCAGAAGAAGAAAAAAACUGAACUCAUGCAAACCGAUGUCCUACAUAAAAAAAGUCAUCAAGUCUUCUCUGAUCGACUACAUCUUGUGGAAGCGAAACGCGAUGCGGAAUUGAAAUUGCAGAAAGUGAAUCAAGACUUGGAGAAGAGACGCCCUCAGUCAAUCCAAAAGGAGAGCGAAGACCAGGAAGAUAAGAGAGCCUUACACAUGAGGAAGUUUUCUCGUCCAAAAUACAGUGAUGUGACGUCAAGUCAAAACCAGUCUGCUGAUGUCCAGGUGCCAAAGCCGCCACCCUACUCCUCUAUGGUCAACAUGAGGAAGCAGAAGCAUCAGCAACGCAAAGAUCAGCAAGCAGAGACAGUAGAGGCUGAAAUUGCAGAGUUCGAGAUGAACAGAAAGAAACUGACAACUUCAGGCUUAGCUCCCUCUUCAAGUGGUCUAGACGUUCCACUUGGGUCUAGCACCAAGGGCAAUGGAGGUGAAAAUGAGCUCACACUUCAGUCCAGCAGCGCAUAUAUUCAGGAGAUUCGGCAGAGGCGGCAGGAGAAUGUCUCUGCCUCUGAGCAGAGAGAAAAAAGACGAAUCAGGUGCCUGGUUGAGCAGCUCAAGGCCCAAGAGGCUCAAGAGGAGAGAUGGCGUGAAGAGCAGCUUGUUAGGUGUCUGACAGGCCAGACUCAGCAAGAGAAGCGUUUGGCAGUGCAGCUACUACAGAUGCGCAAGCAGAAGGAUGCGUUCCGACAGAACCGCCUGCUGAUAGAACAACAGUUUCAGCAACAGAGAGAGAAGGAAUUCCGUGAAGCUCUUGAAAGGGAAGCGGCCUUGACCCGACAGGCCCAAUUGGACCGAGCAGAAGAGAUCCAAUUGGAGCUGGAGUUCUGUAAGAAGAUGGCUGCUGAGUGCGCUCGGAAAAGAUCAAACAAGCAUUUUGAGAACUGCAAAGAGAUUUUGGAGCAAAUUUUGGACUUGGCCACGAAGGUGGGAGAGUACCGCCUGCUCACCACAAAUUUGAUUCCAGCAAAGCUGAUGCGUGAAUGGAAGGAACUGCUGUUGAACGGUCUGCCUCUUUACGAGCAGCAGCGACUCACAUCGCCCGACCCUGUGGAACUCCAAAAGCAGGAACUUCUCAACAUGCAGGAUUAUGAGGAAUAUGUUAACAUGGUGGGAGAAUGGACGUGGACAGAGGAAUGCGGGGAGCCCAGUUAUCCAGUUGUGCCUACCCUCAACAUCAUUCUCAGACAUGUGUUCUUGAGGAUGAGGAGCAUGAUCCCGCUACCAAGUCCAUCGACAAUUCCUGGUUACAGGCUUAAGGCGUGUGUCCUAGGCAAGUUCUGUUCUGGCAAGACCACCUGCCUGAAAAAGAUUGCUCAAGAUCUCAAAAUAUGUGUUCUAUCUGCGGACAGCUUAGUAGAAGCGGCAUUGACAGCCUACCAAAAAAGAGAGGUGGUCACAGAAGGAGAAGAGAAUUCACUUGCCACAGUUCUAAAUACUGAUCUGCAUAAUAAAGAAGAAAAAUCACGCAUAAAUUUGUCGAUCCGUGCGAUGCUGGGAAGAGCUGCCGCAGAGAAUCUAGGCGAGGGCAACGUCAUUCCCGAUGAGCUGUUGGUGGACAUAUUCGUGGAAGCUAUCAGUCAGAUUCCAUUCGAAUCGGGCUGGAUACUGGAUGGCUUUCCGUUCAACAUAGACCAAGCCCAUCUACUUGAGACGGCAAUUGCGUCUAUGGACACGGGAUACGAAGUAGUGGGCGGAAAGAUAGACCUCGCAAUCAAUCCCAAUCCUCCACCACCUCCACCUUCGCCACCGGCACUGGACUUGGCUGUACUGCUGGAUAUUCCCGAUCAGUGCGUUGCCAAGCGGGCAGUCCAUCACGUUGAUGGCGGUUUAACUACAACUGCUGGCAAAUCGACUCCAAAUUCAAACAACAAAUUGUUUGUGGCGCAGAUUGCACACAGGGUCACAUCUUUUCAGGAUAACUGGAUCAAACUCGAGGAAUGGUUCGGGAACACCGGAAGGAAAAGUAUUUUGACGCGUGUGAAUGCAGAUGUUAUGAAGGAUGAUCUUUACAUGACCGUGAAAAAUAUUCUGCAGAAGGCUAUAACGCAAAAACAGGAAGCUUCUAGGUGGCAAUUUGUUGAGGAAGUUGUGGUGGACAACCCACUGCCUCAAGUAUCAACUGCUCCUCCUGUGCCUGCCGCGCAAACGCCGUCCGUCGUAAAUGAUGCCAGCAAACACGAAGACUCCAAAUCGAAUACUAAAUCGGAUAAAUCCAGCUUGACCACAUCAUCAGAUAAAGCGAGUAAGGGGUCAGCUGACUCAACACUUGAUGAUGACUCGCAAGAAACCACAUCCUCUUCUUCCUCCCCCGUCCCUGGCUCUCCCGGCUGGUUUUAUGUAGAUGAGCCGCUGUCCUUGGAUAAAGCAGAGUAUUUGUGCCAGCAAUGGGAAGCAAUAUGUGAUUGUUAUGUGAGCAGUGUAAAAUCUGUGAUGCAGGAACUCCGCUUAGAACGCACUGUUAUUGACCAACAGUUGUAUGACAUCAGAGAGGAGUUCAAACACUACCUAGCGCGACCGGACCUGAAGCAGGAAUUGGUGUCUCAGUGGCAGAAGGACUACAACAGCAUACCUGACGACCUGAGAAAGAACGAGGAGACCAAAGCAGAGUUAAAUCAUCGCUUGGAUGAUCUGCGAGAGCAUUUGUGGGAUAUUGUUGAAACGCACAAGGAGGACGAUGAGACACAACGAGCUGUCCUCAUACGUGAAAAAUGGUUGGAGGACCACACAGCUAUCCUAGUCAACCACCAUUUAAGGCUCAUUCAGGUGGAAAUGAGCCGUUUCCAGAACACACGGAAUAUUUUGCGGGACUACUAUCUGUGUGUAGGUCAACAGGAACAUUUGGACUCCAUCCCUCUCCUUGAAGUCGAAGAUACAGAAAAUGCAAAGGCACUUCGUGAGCUCCUAAUCGCCAAACAUGAAGAUGCCCUCGCCGUCAUAAGUAAAUUGGUGUCUAUAGAAUCCCACCAGGUGGACCUAAAGACACAUGACAGUGAUAAAAGCCAAGAGAAGGAAAAAAUCCAAGACAAAGAACGACCCCAGGAGAAGGAAAAGGAAAAAGAGAAAGAUAAUGCAAACAAAAAGAGUAAAGAUAAAAAACAAAAAGGUUCGACAUCUCCUCCUCCUUCACCCAGCCCACCACCAGCUGUGGAGACCGCAGAGAAGACCUCUGUAGGCGUUAAAAAUGGCAAACAGAAACAUAUCGUCAAAGAAUACACAGCUGCGUUAAAGCAUGAAGAGAAGGCAUCACAUAUACGUAUUCGGUUGGUGAAUGGCCACGGUCUUGUGUUGAUCAACUCCCUGCACAGCAGAGCUGAACAGAUUUUUAGUGACAUGCGAGACAGCUUAGAAGCACACUAUGUUGCACAGAUGAAGAGUAUUGACCAACUUACAGACGUAGUGCGCCACUUCAUAGAGACGGCUACUAAACUUCAGAAUGAGUUGGUGUUGGAAAGUAUUGAUUUCUAUUUCAAUGGAGACUUGGUAGCGAGUUCACCGGCUCACUUUAGCCCAGCUGUGUCGGAGAGAGUAACCACCUCAAUGCUGACGGCCCUUCAGCUAGAUUCCCUGUACCACUGUCUUUGCAAUGAGGCUCCAACAGGUGUCAUGUCCAGUUCUGAGUUCUUCCAUCUAAUUAGGGACAUCCUCCCAUUCAACACUCUGCCUGAACCUUGGGAGAAUAUGACUGAAAAUCAGUUGAACGAGAUCAUUUCUCUGCUCACUGAUGGAUACAAACAGAUAGAUUGGCGUCGAUUCCUGCUCAGUGCUGCUAUCCCUUGGCCGUUUCCCUCCUUAACUCAACUGCUGCUUGUGCGCAAGCAUUUUAAGGCGGUCGACACUGAGGACACUGGGUAUAUAAGCGAGGAGCAAUAUAUGCAGACUGAGUUGUGGUUUCCCACUGGGUGUGAGCAGUCCAUAUCCGAGGACUCUUAUGAGCCUCUUUAUAAUCGUGCGAAUAACCUACGCAAGUUCUUUUUCCAGCUUUUUUCUGAUCACUCUACCACACCGCCUCAACUGGACUACAUGACCAUGCUUUUGUGCUUCGCCGCUGAUCCCGAUCCCAAGCAGGGCUUCAUUAAAGCGCUGAGUUUAAUGACUGGACAUCAUCUCCAGUACUCUUCCUCAAGCCCUCUGCACACAGUGACAUCAUUGACCGAUACCAGUCUAGGCGAGACCAUGGUGCUGACUGGAGAAAAAUACAAGGGGGAAGAGGAGUUUUCAGCAAACAGCUUGUUGGCAAUGCAGACGGUGUCCAUCCCAGCUCUUCUUUCUGUUGUUGGCCCUGAAGUAGGAAAGAUGAAAAGUAGCACCCACCUUCCUUCUGGCUGCUUGAGCCAGAAGGAAAACAUUGAGUACCUGAUGCAGAUAUUCGCAGAGCUCGGUUACACUCCAGAAGAUGUCAUUCCAUUCUCCAUCCUCUCUGAGCAUCCCUCAUUUCAUAACCUCAUCGAGAACACUGACCACCACCUCUUUGUUAACAUUCAUGAUGUGCUACAAGCCCCUCAGCCACAAGAAGAAACUGUGCAGUCUCCACAUUGAUAAAACAUACUGCAUAUACGUCUACAUUCCGUCUUCUAUAUGUUGAAAUCAAAUGUGUGGAAAGAAUAAAUACACAGAACCGCAAAAUUCUUGUGUGGUGCCGUCAGCGUUGAACGAGUUGGACAUUCCAUAGUUUCAACGCGUAGACUUAAGUGAGAACGUAGCCGAUUGAAAACAUCAGCCAUAAACGGAACUGACCUUUCCAACUCGUCAUUCUUUUUUCUGAAACACUCCAGUAGUUUUUCUGAUUCACUUGUUUUCCCUAAUGACCUCUCUGACACAGAGGAGCAUCGGUUUGCGUCCACAAUGAGCGCAUU
Messenger RNA from Corythoichthys intestinalis (scribbled pipefish), 5523 nucleotides. RefSeq names its product sperm flagellar 2 (gene spef2). Gene Ontology annotation, cellular component: sperm midpiece; manchette. Gene Ontology annotation, biological process: sperm axoneme assembly. The transcript is spliced from 37 exons. The record is from RefSeq and is a predicted model, not a curated record. The coding region runs from base 305 to 5206 and encodes 1633 amino acids. Gene Ontology annotation, molecular function: protein binding. NCBI's taxonomy places the organism in Eukaryota, Metazoa, Chordata, Actinopteri, Syngnathiformes, Syngnathidae.